Molecule: messenger RNA, 1438 nt
Organism: Electrophorus electricus (electric eel)
Lineage: Eukaryota; Metazoa; Chordata; Actinopteri; Gymnotiformes; Gymnotidae
Gene: gpn2
Product: GPN-loop GTPase 2
Cellular component (GO): cytoplasm
Molecular function (GO): GTPase activity
Source: RefSeq, a predicted model, not a curated record
CCGGAUGUAAUCUUUGUUGCGUUUACUCAUGUUGUAACUGUUGAAAGUGAUAGCCAGCUAGCUGGUAUCUUGGUUUAUCGUCGUUAUAUGUUUCUUUUUUCUUUUUAGUUAACUUCAUUGUGAAGUGAGCUUGCUAUUCUUCGCGGCCGAUAUUUGAUAUUGUAAUGUUUCACAAAUGCUGAAUAGAUUCGUGUUCGUUGUUUGUAAAGCGCCUUAAUGUUUCUAAUGACACGUUUUUUUCCGUGAACUCUAUAAAUGUGUGAAUUAGUUUUUAGAUUUCUUCUGUGUGAUUGUGAAUCUACGGUUUAGCAUGUGCUCUCGACGGCCACAGUCAUCUCUGUGCUUUGGUCAAGUUGUUAUUGGGCCACCCGGCUCAGGUAAAACAACCUACUGCCGUGGCGUGCAAGAGUUCUUGAACCAUCUUGGACGUAAAGUUGUAGUGAUAAACCUCGACCCUGCAAACGAAAAACUUCCAUACCAGUGUGCAGUGGACAUAUCGGAGCUUGUUACCCUUGAUGAUGUGAUGGAGGGUCUGAAACUAGGUCCUAAUGGUGGCCUUAUUUAUUGUAUGGAAUACUUAACGACCAAUUUGGACUGGUUAGAGAGUAAACUGAAUGAACAUCGUGACUGCUAUUUCCUUUUCGACUGUCCUGGUCAGGUGGAGCUUUAUACUCACCAUAGCUCAAUCAGAAGUAUAUUUGCCCAGCUAACAAAAUGGAAUUUCAGGUUGACUGCAGUGCAUCUGGUGGACUCUCAUUACUGUGCUGAUCCAGCAAAGUUCAUAUCUGUGCUCUGCACAUCCCUGUCCACUAUGCUUCAUGUAGAACUGCCUCAUGUCAAUGUUCUCUCCAAGAUGGAUCUUAUUGAGCAGUAUGGAAAGCUUGCCUUCAACCUUGAUUUCUACACGGAAGUUAUGGACCUGUCAUACUUAGUGGAACAUCUAGCAUUUGACCCAUUUUUUAAGAAGUUCCACCAUCUAAACAAAAAGCUGGCUGAGGUGAUUCAGGACUACAGUCUGGUGUCCUUCGUGCCUCUCAAUGUGCAGGACAAGGGAAGCAUGAUGCAAGUCCUGCGCACAGUGGACAAGGCAAACGGCUACUGUUUUGGUGACUUGGAGGAAAGGAAUCUGCAGGCCAUGAUGUCUGCUGCUGUCGGUGCAGAUUUUCAGUUCAACUCAACCCUUGGGGUACAAGAGAGAUAUGUGGAAUCCAACAAAAAGACUUUGGAAGAAGAGGUCAUGGAAUUGUAAUUGUGUCUGUAUGGAGAACAAAAACUUGUCUUGGUACCAGAAAGAUGCCCAAUAAAGGACCCGUUCUGAUAACACUUUAGCUGUUUGUAAAUAUUUACACUUUUAUUUGCUGUUUAAAAUGCAUUCAUAGGUCACUCAGGAUGCUAGCCACAAGGCUUAUAUAACAUAAUAAAAUGCUUUUUUUGUUUA